GUGCUGUGCUAAAAAUACUCUGCUCUUUAUUCAACAGGAAGCUGGAUGUACGGCCUAAGCUUUUCCUGCGCCGCUUCUUUUCCUCCAUCGGUCUGAACGGUGUUGGUAGACUUGUUAAGGGAGGUCGCUCCAGCAGUAUGGAACAGCUCAGUAUUCUCACAGCCUCCAAGACCACUUCUGCCUCUCCAAGCCCAACACGCAGACCACAGCCUGACAUUCACAUACAGAGGACGCCGUCACUGCAGACCUUGCACACCGUGCUGCCACAGGCCCAGUUGCGUAAAGCCUCCUCAGUGCAGAGUCUAGAGAGAAGAACAGAACGUACUACAUUAUUGGGAGAGGUACAAAUUCCAUAUGGCUUGGCCCCAAGUCAAGACCCGGCCCUCUCCUGCAGUCCCCAGCUGGAACUCCACAGAGCACUGAGUGUUGAGGAUGUACUGGCUUCUAAAAUAGUACGACCGGUGGGCUGGAUCACACAGGCUCUUCCUGAUGGAUCCCUCCUUCUGCAGCUGAUCAGACCCCCUAAUGGGCCUUUUGGUUUUGUCAUCUCCAGAGGCAAAGGACGGCCAGACACAGGUGUUUAUGUGGAGAAAGUGGUUGAUGACGGUGAUGAAAACCCAUAUAAAGGACUCCUCGGUGUUGGGGAUGAAAUUCUGGAGGUUAAUGGAGAAGCAGUAGCUGGGCUGAGUUUGGACCAAGUCACACGGCUUAUGACCCGGAAAAACACUGCUUCUCUUCGGCUCUUGCCAACCCGACGCAUCCAAUAUUGACUGUAAAAACAGAACAAUUCAGAGAGUCAUUGUCCUUGUUUAAACUGUAGUUUAUUACUGGUAAAUAUAAUCCAGUAAAGAUAAAAGUCCCAGAUUUUAGUUUUUUAAUACAUAUAACUUAAAUUUAACCCUAAUCCCUGAUUUAUUUCUCCCUUUAUUUAUUUUUUUAUUUUUCCAUUUUUUUAAAUUGUCCUGUCACACGUGCACAUCUAAAACAUAAUAAUAAUUUACCACAUAUUGUGUUGGCAAUAUUCCUCAAAUAAAAAGGAAUACAUUCGUUUAUUGAGGCUAUAUCCAUAUGAAGUAUAGACAUAGGUUUGAACAUGGUAAAAUGCUCGUGGAAGACAUAAUGCCCAGCUUUUCUUUUCACCCACCCAUGUGCUAUCGCUAUGGUGCACACACUUUACACACAUGUAGACCUUGCAUACAAAUGCUUGCCAAAUGCUAAUAAGAUGUACUGUAAAUACUAAGUGUUUCUUUGUAAUAAAAAUCAAAUUAAACUGGACUUGCAUGGUCACUACAUUUUUACAUGUUCAGCAAAUAGCAAUUGUUUUCUGAGAAAUGUAAUGGAUUUACUUCAAAAUAAAAGGAUUUCUUUGGACAAA
Messenger RNA from Cynoglossus semilaevis (tongue sole), 1375 nucleotides. RefSeq lists its product as uncharacterized. Gene Ontology annotation, biological process: establishment or maintenance of cell polarity; regulation of cellular localization; centrosome cycle. Gene Ontology annotation, molecular function: protein binding. The transcript has 4 exons. Lineage: Eukaryota; Metazoa; Chordata; Actinopteri; Pleuronectiformes; Cynoglossidae. The record is from RefSeq and is a predicted model, not a curated record. Gene Ontology annotation, cellular component: nucleus; cell cortex; apical plasma membrane. Bases 138 to 770 code for a protein of 210 amino acids.